Molecule: messenger RNA, 2150 nt
Organism: Pimephales promelas (fathead minnow)
Lineage: Eukaryota; Metazoa; Chordata; Actinopteri; Cypriniformes; Leuciscidae
Gene: nr6a1b
Product: nuclear receptor subfamily 6, group A, member 1b
Biological process (GO): regulation of DNA-templated transcription
Molecular function (GO): DNA-binding transcription factor activity; sequence-specific DNA binding; zinc ion binding
Source: RefSeq, a predicted model, not a curated record
UUUGACAUGAGCGCGCGGUUCUUCGAGGGCUCGCGGAGGUCAGAGCUCAGAGAGUGCAGGCGGACCGCGGAGAGACACGCUCGCUCAGUUCAUCUACAGGAGGAUGGAGGUGGAGAACCGACCCAACGGAUUUCACUUCUCCAAACAGGACAAAUUACUGAGCAGCGGUUUUUAUGAAGAGAACUCCCUCCAAGAUGACACAGAGGACGGGGGUGAGCGCUGGUGUCUGAUCUGCGGUGACCGGGCGUCUGGACUGCACUAUGGAAUCAUUUCCUGUGAGGGGUGUAAGGGCUUCUUCAAACGCAGUAUUUGCAACAAGCGAAUCUACCGCUGCAACAGGGACAAGAACUGCCAGAUGUCCCGCAAGCAACGUAACCGCUGUCAGUAUUGCAGACUGCAGAAAUGCCUUCAGAUGGGAAUGAACCGCAAGGCAAUCAGAGAGGAUGGGAUGCCAGGAGGGAGGAAUAAAAUGAUCGGACCUGUACAGAUCUCGCUGGAGGAGAUCGAACGAAUCAUGUCUGGCCAGGAGUUUAAAGAAGGAGCCGAACUAUCAGAUGCGUGGAGCCACGGCUACAGUAACCACAGUUCACCUGGCAACAGUAUCUCCGAGGGCGCUCAGACCUUAUCUUUCUCCACGCUGUCAACCAGCCGUUCUGUGGAUAUGAGCACGUACUCUGUGUCCUGUAGGGAUCAGUGCAGCAGUCCUCAACUCACACACUCUUUCCUGUUGUGUAAAUAUCCUUUGCCGCCCCCUACUGGCAGCAGCCUGAAGACGCAAUCACACACAUUCUCAACACAGCUACUCAAUGCGGAAGACCUCACACCUCUCACUACACCCAUGGUCAUAGAGAAGGGGUAUAUCGUGACUCAGUCGGAGCUGUUGGCUCUGCUGUGUCGUAUAGCUGAUGAGCUGUUAUUCAGACACAUCGUCUGGCUGAAGCGCUUACCGUUCUACAGUGAUCUGUCCAUCAAAGACUGCACUCGUUUACUGGGGGCGUCCUGGCAUCAGCUCGUCCUGCUCUCCUUGCUCACGGUGCACAGCGGACAGAUACUGGGAGAACUGGCCAACAUCACACACCAGUACACACCAUCCGGCCUGACAUUACAGAGGUUUGGUGAGGAUGCUAUGGAGGUGAUGGAAAGCUUAAAUUUUCUCUUUCGUAAGUUUCAUCAACUAAACAUCAGCAAUGAGGAGUUCAGCUGCUUGAAGACAGUCACCCUCCUCAAUCACGAUGUGGCAGGUUUGUCCAACACACCCAUGCUGGAACAGUUAAGUGAACGUUACUGGUCUGUGUGUCGCGACCUUACUGAACAUCUCCACCCUCACCGGCCCAAACGCUUCUCUGACAUCAUCACCUGCCUUUCUGAGAUACGCCAUACCUCAGGUAAGAUGAUGGGCGUUCCUCUGGAGCAGCUGCCACUGCUCUUUAAGGCAGUACUGUACUCCUGCACAACCAAUCAAAACCCCUGGCUGGCCAACAGCUCCGCCUCCGGGACAUAAGGCUUGCCUCCAGCUGGCUGUUGAUAUUUUCCCCCCAAUGUAUUUAUUACAUGACAAAGUUGAAUGUAAAACCGAUGUGUGUGUUAUUUCGAACUGUAGCAAAUGUAGCAAACAACCGAAUUAGAUUUCAAGAUUACCUCAGGAGCAUAGCCUUUGAAAUAAAGACUUCUGCAUUCUCCAGUGACAUUGAACAAAACGCAUGACAAUUGUGCUAAUUAUCCAAAUGAAGAUGAACGUGCUGCAAUCAUUUGUUGAAUUAUGCAGCCACUAGCUAUGAUACUGUAUAAAAUGUCCUUGUGUUAGAGGAUGUCACUGAUGAAAUAUGCCAAGGUGCUGCAUUUCAGUCGAGUAACAAUGUUUCUUAUUCGAAUGGUAGCUACGUUUUAAGCUAUAGGGAUUUCAGUUGUUCGCUAGUUGAAAUGAUUGACAUUUCGACCAUCCACAGCUCGCAAGCUUAGUUCUGUUGAGUACCAAUGCCGCAAAAUACAUGCUGUUGAUCAUCGUUUCUUUGGGAUGGAGACUUCCGGUAAUGUUUGAGCCAGUCGCCGGGGUAACGAAAUGCAAUAAGCACACUCUUUAGCCCAGGUGUGUGUGUGUGUGUGUGUGUUACAUGUCUUCAAGGAAGUGUGAAUGUUUGAACAGGGUUUAU